GCUGGUGUUACACAGAAUUGUUUCCCCCUGACUGUCACCGGUAAGUCCGUCAACAUGGCCUCUGCAGUGUGCGCAAGAUUUCUCCUUCACAGAUCAACAUCGGUGUUUCUGUUCUCGUCCAGGGCGGUACCCGCUUUCUCCAGCCCAUUUCUGUCUCGUGGUCAUAGACUGGAACCUGGUGAUGAUGAGUUGUACCAGCGUACUACGGUGUCCGUCAUGAAGAAGGAACCCGACGGAGGGAUCAUGAUCAACAGCUACAGUUCUGCUGGUUUCAGCAUUGAUGGUAACAGGGUGUUUGGUCCCUGUGCUCUGCUGCCUCCUGCUAUCCUGCAGUGGAAUGUUGGCUCUUAUAAAGACAUCACAGAAGAAAGCAUUUCACUCUUCCACAUGCUUGAACCAAGAAUAGAGCUCCUCGUGCUGGGUACGGGUGCACGGCUUGAACGGAUUGAUCCCUCGGUCCUCGCUCUUCUUAAGCGUAAAGGCGUUGCUGUGGAGGUGCAGGACACGCCGAAUGCCUGUGCAACCUUCAACUUCCUGGUUAGUGAGCGAAGAGUGGUGGCAGCUGGUCUGAUCCCUCCUUCUGCCAGCACAGCCCUCGAAGUGCAACAGGAAUAGGUGCUGUGUCAACAAGAUCUAGGACUGAUUGCUGCAGAUGGAAGAUGGAGGCUCACUGACUAAUGUGAUUGGUAUUCUACUUCUGCAAAAACCUCCCAAAGGAACAAACUCAGUUACAUCCAGCUCUGAUGCUUUGUUCCAACAGUUACUUUUUGUUGUAGAUUAAGACAAAGUCACCACUGUUACUUGGUUAUCUACGGCACAUUCUGUUGAGCUAACACCAAGUUCAGAUUUCUGUCCGAAGUCAAAACAAAAGUUUGACAGCAGUUUUGUGCACUGAUGACGUUGGGUGGAGCUUUUCAAGCAGUCAGCAUCUGUACAUGAGAAUGUUGCACAGCGCUGUUAUUAUGCCGGCAACCAAAUCUGGAUUUUAAAAUCUAGAUGUAGAGGUGAAAGCAGCUAUGUGUGCUUGUGAUUAACACAAACAAGUGCUCAGGUGAAUGUGAAGUGAGGAUGUCAAUGACAGAGAAUAAAGUUGACUUCUAUUGUUGUAUUUAAUUGCUAGUCUUCCAUGUAUAAAAUAUUUAUGGUAAAUGCUUUACAGGCUCAAGUGUGAUGCAUUUCAUGUAUUUUUACGUUGACCAUAAAUGUAUAGUAAGAUCAA
Messenger RNA from Acanthochromis polyacanthus (spiny chromis), 1219 nucleotides. RefSeq names its product NADH:ubiquinone oxidoreductase complex assembly factor (gene ndufaf3). Gene Ontology annotation, cellular component: mitochondrial inner membrane. Gene Ontology annotation, biological process: mitochondrial respiratory chain complex I assembly. The transcript has 5 exons. The record is from RefSeq and is a predicted model, not a curated record. NCBI's taxonomy places the organism in Eukaryota, Metazoa, Chordata, Actinopteri, Pomacentridae. The coding region runs from base 55 to 615 and encodes 186 amino acids.